GUCGCCAACAAAGGCGAUGGAGUGCCAGCAGCAGCCCACAGCGCAUGCGCUCCGCAUCCCCUCUUGCCAGCUGAGCAUCAGCACAAUCGCCUCCUCUCAGCGGAAUACCAUGACACCUCAGCAGGCGUCUCCUGUUAGGAGCACUCUCCUCCAUUCAUCACCCGCGCGCAAUCACGUCGCCGCAUCAUAUAGGACCGCGUCAUCUUCUACCAUAUCCCCUUCCUCCACUGGCGCGCCUACUCCCGUCACGGCCCCACCUACCUCUGCUCAUGUCCCUGGACUGGGAGAAGACUGCUUUCUAGACUUGAUGGGAAUGCCAACGCCACCGCCUAGUGUACGCGCAAGAGCAGGCCGUGUGGGGUACAGUGACGGGCGCACAGCGUCCUCUGCUCCCCCACAGGGUGUGGCAGAACUAGUCGCGCUCUCUCCGCGAAGCCGAUUAGAUGGUCGCUGGGAGCCGAUAGAGCCUUUCUCUGAAGACCGGAGCUCUUUAGAACUCGAUCACGCGCAUAUUCUAUGUCUGCAGCAACUCGCGGAGGGUACGCUAUCAGUCGAUGGGGGGCCCGCGUUGCGUGGAAGCCAUAGCUUCGAUAGUGUCCUUACUGCUAGGGUUGAUCCCCAAUCUCCGGACUUGGAGCAUACACCUACCGCCAUCACCCCUCCAGGCGCCAUACACUCUCCGACACUCGAGAUCACCCCACCAACGAAGAACAGCUUCAUCGCUUCAUAUCAUGCUCUCGUCUUCGACGUCCUCCAGACGUUCGAUGGCUCCGCACUGUCCUCCCCGAGCAAUCGUACAUCGCCCGUCCCGUUCGAGAACGGCGACGCGGUCAACCCUUUGCCACCCGAUGACCCGAGGUUUAUCCUCUGGUCCACUCCCACCCCGCCGGUCGUCCCAACAGGCCCUCCCAGGCAAAGUGCGUUCAUAAACGUACAACCUCCGACACCUACUCAAGGCCCGGUCAGGCGAAACCUACUUGCAUGCACCCUUGAGCGCUGGAUCGCCCAGCUCACCUCGAGCUUGGACUAUGACAUCCUCCUCGACACCCUUAUCUCCUAUCGACCGUUUCUCCCUCCUGCAGCGCUCGCACGAUUGCUCAUCAUGCGCUUUAUGUGGACUCUUCAGCAACCUCCCGCAGACUAUCACCCCACCGAGAUCAAGCGACAAGAAGUUGUACGCAAGAUCGUACGCCUGCGGACGAUGCUCGUCAUGCGCUGUUGGCUGCAAGUCUUUUUCCGUGUCGACUUUGUACACAACAAGGAGGCAC
Messenger RNA from Dacryopinax primogenitus, 1268 nucleotides. RefSeq lists its product as uncharacterized. Lineage: Eukaryota; Fungi; Basidiomycota; Dacrymycetes; Dacrymycetales; Dacrymycetaceae. The annotation marks the transcript as partial. The record is from RefSeq and is a predicted model, not a curated record. The transcript has a single exon.